This is a messenger RNA of Centruroides sculpturatus (bark scorpion), 7306 nucleotides long. RefSeq names its product MATH and LRR domain-containing protein PFE0570w-like. Gene Ontology annotation, molecular function: DNA binding. NCBI's taxonomy places the organism in Eukaryota, Metazoa, Arthropoda, Arachnida, Scorpiones, Buthidae. Bases 114 to 6023 code for a protein of 1969 amino acids. The record is from RefSeq and is a predicted model, not a curated record. The transcript has a single exon. Gene Ontology annotation, cellular component: nucleus.
UUAUCGUCUGUUUUGAUGUGAUGUUUUUAGCAGUUUUGAUUCGCAUGUAAAUAAUGCUAAAAUAAAAAAAAUAAAAAAAAUAAACUUUAGACAUUUAAUUUAAAUACAUCAAAAUGCUGACUGCCAACAAUAAAUCAAGAAUGAAGCACGUAGCAUUAACAUUACAACAAAAAGUGGAUUUAAUCAAAUUAGUGGAGAUUGGCGUACCUAAAAUUAAGAUUGCUCGCCAGUUUAAUAUUGGAGAAUCAACUGUACGUCGUAUGGUGAAGAAAAGAAAAGAAAUUUUUGAAUGUUCUAACUUAUGCUCAAGAAAUAUCAAGGAAAGCAAAACACCUGAAGUCGAUGAAAAGGUGUGGUCAUGGUACAAACAAAUGGAAGGUGAAGGCAAAGGUCCAGUCAGUGAUGUGGCCAUUAUGAAAAAAGCUAGAAAAUUGCAUAAAGAAUUAAAACUAAAGAAGUCUUGCAAUUAUUCAAUGGUGUGGUUGCAAUGUUUUAAGUGGCGUUACGGAAUUGACGAUAAAAGUGACAAUGCGGUAACCUACAAUGCACAGACUUUUAACGAAUUUCUGGAAAAAUUAAGAAGUCAACACUUAAAUAAUGCUGAAGAGACAUAUACUAAGGAAAUUUCGGAAGUGAUUUCUAAAUAUGAGGCCAAAGAACGAGCAAAUAGAUUGAUGGCAAAAGUAAGGAAGUGCAAGUCGGGCAAGAAAGAGACAAAUGAAGGUGCAGGUGAUGAGAACAGAAUGAAGAGAAAACAUGUGUCGCUUACUCUUAAAGAAAAAGUGGACAUAAUUAAAUUAUUGAAAAAUGGUGUAGGCAAAAAUAGGAUUAGAUUGCUGUUUAAUAUUGGAGAAACGACUCUACGACGUAUAAUAAGAAAUAAAGCAGCUAUAUGUGAUUAUGAUGAUAAAUAUAAUAAUUCUGAGCAUUCGUUAAAAUAUAUUAGAUAUAAAAAUGCUCCAAUUGAUAAAAAAGUUUGGUCUUGGUAUAAACAAAUGAAUGAUGAAGGCAAAGGUCCAAUCAGUGAUGUAACUAUCAUAAGGAAAGCUAAAGAAUUGCAUAAAAAAUUGAAACUGAAGAAAGAGUGUAUUUAUUCUAUGAGAUGGUUGCAGCAUUUCAAGUGGCGUUAUGGAAUUGUGAACAUUAGAAAAGAUGAUAAUGUAAUUACAUAUGAUGCACAAACUUUCAAUAAAUUACUUGAAGAAUUUAAAAUCGAAAAUAAAUUAAAAGAAAAAGAAACUAACACAAAUACUGCAAAAAAAUGUAAGGAAAUAUUUGAAAAUAAUAUAGCAAAUAAACAAGCAAUUGUGUUAAUAAAAAAAGUGACAAAAAAUGAUUUGGUGGAGAAGUAUAUUGAUGACAAUAGUGCAGAAAAAUGUAGCAAUAUGACAGAUGAACAGAUAAGUAAUAAUGUUAUGGAAGAAUGCAAAAAUACAACAGAAAUAGAAGUACAGGAUGACAAUAUAGAUGAUGAUAACACAAGAGAACAGAUAAAUGAUAAUGUGGAAAGAUGUAGAAAUACAACAAAGAGACAGAUAAACAAUAAUAUAUACACUAGGCUGAGGAAGAAGUAUUUGGAAAAAUUAAAUAUUCGUCAAAAAGUGAAUAUAGUUAAACUGGUGGAAAGUGGUAUAGCCAUAAAUAAAGUUGCUCGUCAUUUUAACAUUAGAGAAUCAAUUGUAUCUCAUAUUAUAAAACAUAAAGACAAAAUUUUAGACUUUUAUGCUAAUAAAUUUCAUAAUUUUGGAUACUUACAAAAAACUAUUAAACAGAAGAGAGUUCCAGAAGUUGAUGAAAAAGUUUGGUCAUGGUACAAAGAAAUGAAAGCUAAAAGUGAGAAUCCAAUAGAAGAUGCAGCCAUCAUAAGGAAAGCAAAAGAAUUCCAUAAGAAAAUGAAAAUAAAUAAAAUCUGUCUGUAUUCAAUGGGCUGGUUAAAUCAUUUUAAAUGGUAUUAUGACAUUAAGAAAUUUAAGAUGCAAAAUGAACACAUUAAAGUUGCAAAUGAUAUGCAAAUAUUUGAUGAAAUAUGUGAAAAAGUUACAACAGUUAAUACAUUAAGAGAUAAACAAUCAAGUAAUGGGGAAGAGAAGAAUAUAGGCAUUACAAAAGAACCAGAAGAAAAAGUUGAUUCCAAGAUAACUGAGAAAGAUAAUUCAUUAGCAGCAGAAUUAAAAGAAGGCACAUCAGUAGAUGAACAGAUUAAUGGUAUGGAUGAUGAUAAGAUCAGCAUACAGGAACAGGAAAAUGAUGAUAAUCCAAUAGAUAAGGAUACAAUAGAAGAGCAGACAAGCUGUAAUAUUACAGAAGAACAGGUAAACAAUGAUAUUUCAGAUGAUGAUACAAACAUAGUAGAGAAAAAGAUAAAUGAUGACAUCAGAAUACAGGAACAGAUAAAUGACAAAAUUAUAAAUGAUGAUAAUGAUAUUCAAGUAGAACAAACAAAUGAUGAUAGAUAUAUAGCAAAGGGAAAGCGUGUAUCUUUAACCCUUCAACAAAAAUUGGAAUUAAUUAAAUUGGUAGAAAGUGGUAUACCAAAAAGUAAAAUUGCUCGUCAUUUUUGCAUUGGAGAAACAACUCUACGUCGCAUAGUAAGAAAUAAGGCUAGAAUUUUUGACUUCAAUGCUAAUAAGUGUAAUUUAAUGCAUUUGAGAAAAAAUAUUAAAGUAAGUAGAGUUCCAACAGUUGAUGAAAAAGUUUGGUCUUGGUACAAAAAAAUGAAAGCAAAAGGUCCAGUCAUGGGUAAAACUAUAAUUAAAAAGGCAAAAGAACUACAUAAGAAAAUGAAAAUAAAAGAAGCAUGUUCAUACUCUGAAGGAUGGUUGAAGCGUUUUAAGUGGCGUCAUGGCAUUAAUGUUAAAAAUAGAAAUACAACUACUGCAGAUAAUAGAAAGACAUUUAAUAAAAUAUUUGGAAAACUUAAAACCAAAAGUAAAGUAAAAACCAAAGUAAAAAAUAUAAAGGAAAAAAAUGCAGAUUUGGCAAGAAACUGUGAAGAGACAUCUGAGUAUGAUGUUGGAGGAAGAGAAACAGAGGAACAUCUUAGAUAUAGUAUGAAAGGUAGGAAUAAAACUAAGAAGUAUAUGACAUUAAACUUUCAACAAAAAAUGGAUAUAAUUAAAUUAGUAGAAAAUGGCAUAUCCAAAAAUAUGAUUGCACACCAUUUUAACAUUGGAGAAACAACUGUACGUCGCAUAUUAAGAAAUAAAGCUGUGAUUCUUGAACAUAAUACUAAUGAUUUGUGUUCAAGAAAAAGGAUUAGUCAUAACAAAGUUGAUAUGCUUUCUGAAGUUGAUGAGAAACUUUGGUCUUGGUACAAACAAAUGGAAGCUAAAGGUAAAGGUCCAGUCAGUAAUACUUCCAUCAUAAGAAAAGCUAAAGAAUUACAUAAAAAAUUGGAAAUAAAGAAAGAAUUUAUUUAUUCGACAGCAUGGUUGCAAUCUUUCAAGCUGUACUAUGGAAUUAUUAAGAACAGUAGCAAAAAAGAUGGAGUUGUGCAGGAUACAGAAAAAUUUAAUAAAUUACUUGCAAAAUUAAAACGUAAACAAAUAAAUAAUGCAGAAGACAAAAAUGCAUAUAUUACAGAAAAAUUAGAAGUAACUUCUGAAUGUGAGGAAAAAGAAACAGAAAAUAGAUUAAUAGCAAAAGUAACAAAAAAUAAAUCAAAUGAGAAAGAGAAAAAUCAUGAUAUAGAAGGUAGUGAGAACAGAACAAAGAGGAAGCAUAUCUCACUGACCCUUCAACAAAAAAUGGAUAUAAUUAAAUUAUUGAAAAGUGGUAUGGAUAAAAAUAGGAUUAGACUGCUGUUUAAUAUUGGAGAAACAACUCUACGUCGUCUAAUAAGAAAUAAAGCAAUAAUUUCUGAUUAUUUUAAUAAAUAUGACUCUCCACAUUCACAAAAAUAUAUUUUAUGUGAUAGAGUUCCAACAGUUAAUGAAAAAGUUUGGACUUGGUACAAAAAAUUGGAAGCUGAAGGUAAGACAUCAAUUGAUGAUACAACUAUUAAAAGAAAAGCAAAAGAAUUUCAUCGGAGAAUGAAAAUAAAGAAAGCAUGUUCAUAUUCUGAUGUUUGGUUGAGGCAUUUCAAAAAGAAUUACAUUAAUAAUGAAAAUAAGAACACUAUAAUUGUAAAUGAUAGGCAUCCACAUGGUGAACGUUUUCAAAAAUAUAAAACAGGAAAUAAAUUAAAAACAAAACGUAUUAAAGAUUUUGAAAAAUUGUUUGAAUACAAAGUAAGGGAGAGAGAGAGCAAGAAUGCAUCAAUGGUAGACACAACUGAAAAUGAAUUAACAGAGGAAGAGCUAGAUGAUGACAUAGAAGAAAAUACACAAAAGUUUAAAGGAACAUUUGAACAGCUUGUGGCUAAAAAUAAAUUAACAGCAGAACAAAUAUACAGUGCAUAUGAUAGUAGUUUGUUCUGGAAAGUAUUACCCACAGCAACUUUAAGUUGCAAAAACAAAAUGUCUAUUUUUACAGGAAAUGAACAAAGUACAGAAUGGAUAACAGUAUUAUGCUGUGUUAAUGCUGCUGGUACACAUAAAUGCAAUUUGUUGAUAGUUGCCAAUAGCAAAUUACUUCAUCAAAGGCCUUUUAAAGGUAUCAAGUAUCUUCCGAUUCUCUUCAGAGCUCAAGGAAGUGCUUGUAUGAAUAAAUGUACAUUUAAGGAUUGGUUUCAUGAUCAUUUUGUUCUAGAAGUUAGGCAUCACUUUAGACAAAUUGGUCUACCACAAAACAGUAAAGCACUUUUACUGAUAAAUAAUAGUCCAGCUUAUACAAAUAGUGAUGAACUACAAAAUGGAAAUAUUUUUACAAUCUGUCUACCUUGUAAUGUUAGCUCUUUAAUUUUACCUGUAAAUAAUGGAAUAAUCCAAAACUUUAAACAUCAGUAUAGAACAGUUUAUUUAGAAAGUCUUUGUAAGUAUGACGGUUAUCUUAAUGACUUCUUUGAAAAUUAUACAAUAAAGACCGCUGUGUGGAAAGCCUCCGAAGCUUGGAAUAAUGUAAAGAAGUCAGAUUUAAAGCAAGCCUGGAAACUACUUUGGCCUACCUUUGUAAUAUUUGAUUCCGAUGACGACAAUGAAAAUUUCUUAGGUUUCCCUUCUGAAGUUGACAAGGAAGAGAAAUUAAAAUUGGAAUUACAGAAUUAUAUUGGUAGUACAAAAUCUUUAGAAGUUAAAAAACUGUUGAAGUCUUACUUGUCUAAGGACAAAUUUGAUAAAUGGUUCAUGAAUGAUAAAGUUGUUACUACUGUAGAAGAGAGAAGAGAAGCAACAAAGGUUAAAACAAGUUCACUUGUGUCUAAGAAAACUCAAAAUAAAAAAGUGAAUGCAAACAAUCAGAUAAACUCAAAUAUUAGAACUAACAAUAGUGGAAAUGCCACAAGUACUGCUAUUUUGCCUAACAAAGUUCAAAAUAAGAAAUUAAACACAGAUAAUCAGAUAAAUAAAUGUGUUGACUCAAAUAGAAUUGAGAGUAAUGAAGAUAAUCAAACAAAUGAAUGUGCUGACUUGAAUAUAACUGAGAAUAAUGAAGAUAAUACACAAAUUUCUGUUUCAAGUAAUGAAAUUAAAAGUAAUAAUGAAGCAAAUGUUGAAAAUCUUAAAAUAAAUUGUAUUGCUUCUCAAACAGAAACCACAAAUAGUGAAAACAUUGCAAAGACACUUGUUUUUCCUGGGAAAAUCCAAGAUAACCUAAAUUCCAAUAACCAAAAUCACAACAAUAAUUGUAUAUUCUCAAAUGAGAAAACAAGGAAUAGCAAAGAUGAUGUAAAAUCAUCAGAUGAGGAUAAUCACAAGGACAUAUCUGUAGUUCAGUCUACAGUUAAUGAACAGCUUAGAGAAACAGUUAGAACUGCAAAUAAUAUAUUAAACUCAAAUAAUGACAGUUCUAAAAUUAGUUUUGAAUCUGUCAAAGAAUCUUUCGAAAAUCUCAUUGAUUUUAUGGAGAAGCAAAAUCAGUAUACUUCUGAAGUUUCAACAAUAAGGAAUUUGUAUUCCGAUUUCCUGAAACUGAAAGAAACUACAUAAAACUUGUCAUUUUUACAAAUAUUUAAAUCACUGCCAUGCAACAACCAUUCCAGAAUUGUAUUAUCUUCCCUUUUGAAGGUAGAAUCGUUCUCGAGUGGAUUAACAAACAGAUUUAAAAUUUAUUGAUUUUAUUUUUACACAUUUUAUAAAAUAUAAUUAUUAUGAUACAGCUAUAUUUGUAUAUAAUACAACUAUUUAAUAUAACUUGUUUAUUUAAUAUAUCAAAAGAUAGAUUAUAUAACAAUAUAAGGAAAUCUUUUUACAGUGAAGUUUGUUGAAUCUUUAUUUUUUUUUUAUAUUUAAUAUAUGAAUAUAUGAAAAAAGAAAUUAAUAGUACCCUUUAACAUGCAAAAUCAUAGAAACUGAAGUAGAGAACAAGUUACGAAAAUGCAAUUUUGUGUUAUUUAUAGUGGAAAAUCCAUAAAAUUUUUAUGUCCCAGAAAGUUGUUUAUUUGUAUGUGAAUAUUUUGUUGAGUUCAGUCACGGUGCAUUGUAUUGAAGAUUUUAUUCAGGUGAUGUUUUAACACAGGUUUGUUGAAUUUUUAUUUUUUGUUUUAUUUGCAAUUAUUAUUAUGUUGUAAUUGUUACAAAUAAUAUUAGCAAGAAACAUUAUACAAAAAGAUUAUUUGCAAAAACUUGGAAAUAAUAAAUAUAACUUUUAAAAAAAGAGAACCUGUGUUAUUGAAUAUUGUGUAUUAAUUUAAUCAAGAUAAUCUGAAGAGAUAUCUUUUAUGGGUAAUCACGUUCUACCAUCCACAUUUAAUACAAUGUGUCCAAAAAGUUACUGUGCAGUGAGAAAUUUGUAAUGACAUUAAAGUUAUGCUUACAGCAUUGCAUAGGAGAUCCAUAAGUCUCAUAUGCAAUGCUGCACAUAUACCUAACCAAAACUUUGCUUUUAUUAAAACUUUACUUAAACCUUUUCCAUUGCACAGUAACUUUUUGGACACCCUGUACAUUUUUAUCAAUUUUAUUUCUUGCUUUCAUUCUAGUGUUUUCAUUUUUUUUCUGCAUCUCUGCUGCAUUUUUUGCAUACUUCUAUUAUGUUUAUAUUUGUAGAAUCAUUAUGAUUGAACAAACUUUCUUACAAGAAUUUAACAAGACACCCAUAGCAUAAAAUUGCGGCUAGUAUCUUGGUUAUAUGAGUUUGGAUUAUUCAAAAGUCAAAAAUUCCUGUUGAGAAAUACAAGUGUAAAUUGUUUGCUCUUCUACCUAGUUUCUCAAUGGGAUUUUUUGAAUGGAUUUAACUUAUAAACAAGAUAUUUGUGGCAUUAUUUUCUUGCAUU